CUCGGGCCUCCGUUCCCAUUAGCAACCGCAGGCUUCUAAACAACCUCCUUUCCCGACUCCCCUUUUCGGUCCCCGACCGCCUUGGGGUUUAAGAACGUAAAACGGCAGGCAGACUACUAACCUGGUCGCGCUCGCUGCGCUCGGGUUCGGGUUCGGGUCCGGGUUCGGCUCCGGACUCCUCGCCGCUGCCAUGGCAGAGUUGGGCCUAAAUGAGCACCAUCAAAAUGAAGUUAUUAAUUAUAUGCGAUUUGCUCGUUCAAAGAGAGGCUUGAGACUCAAAACUGUAGAUUCCUGCUUCCAAGACCUCAAGGAGAGCAGGCUGGUGGAGGAGACCUUCACCGUGGACGAAGUCUUGGAAGUCCUGGAUGGGCUGCAGACUGUGGUCCACAGUGAGGUGGAGUCCGAGCUCAUCAACACCGCUUACACCAACGUGCUGCUUCUGCGGCAGCUGUUUGCACAGGCUGAGAAGUGGUACCUAAAGCUACAGACAGACAUCUCUGAGCUAGAAAACAGAGAAUUGUUAGAACAAGUUGCAGAAUUUGAGAAAGCAGAAUUUACAUCUUCAAAUAAGAAGCCCAUCAUAGAUAUCACAAAGCCAAAACUCGUUCCAAUUAAUGAAGGCGGAACAACAGAACUCCUAAACAAGGAAAUUUGGAGACUUCAGGAAGAGAAUGAGAGAUUGAAAGCAAGGCUGAAAACUGUUGAAAUACAGGCUACAAAUGCACUGGAAGAGAAGUCAGAACUAGAAAAGGCACUUCGAGAUUUACAACUUGACCAAGGAAAUAAGCAGGACUUCACCAAGUCCCAAGACCUGAGUGACUUGGAAGACACAGUGGCCGCUUUAAAGAGUGAGUUCCAGAAGACCCUCAGUGACAAGACAGAGAACCAGAAGUCCCUGGAGGAGAACCUGGCCACAGCCAAGCACGACCUGCUCCGGGUCCAGGAGCAGCUGAGCAUGGCGGAGAAGGAAUUAGAGAAAAAAUUCCAACAAACGGCAGCCUAUCGAAACAUGAAAGAGAUUCUCACUAAGAAGAACGACCAGAUCAAAGACCUGAGGAAACGACUGGCAAAAUACGAAUGUGAAGACUGACACGCGGAGCGCACCCAGAGCCUGCCACCACGGCCACAGCAGGCCGCCUCUGCUCAGGCACGUGUUUUGUCAUAUAGUCUCCUAUUUUUCUAAUAUUUAAACUUUGCUUUUAGUACUUAGAACUAAAGUUCUUAUUUUUCAGUUCUCUUACUGGAAAGAGGGAAAGGGUAAAUGGCUUUUCUUGCUGAUUGCAUCCAAAGCGCUCUCUGCUGAGCUCCAGAGUCUCCGCGAGAAUGCAGAGAAUUGCUCAGUGAAGAGAGUCUUAGCCUGUG
This is a messenger RNA of Perognathus longimembris pacificus (Pacific pocket mouse), 1362 nucleotides long. RefSeq names its product leucine zipper transcription factor like 1 (gene Lztfl1). NCBI's taxonomy places the organism in Eukaryota, Metazoa, Chordata, Mammalia, Rodentia, Heteromyidae. Gene Ontology annotation, cellular component: cytoplasm. The record is from RefSeq and is a predicted model, not a curated record. Gene Ontology annotation, biological process: negative regulation of protein localization to cilium. The coding region runs from base 191 to 1090 and encodes 299 amino acids. The transcript is spliced from 10 exons.